Messenger RNA from Zea mays, 1471 nucleotides. The record is from RefSeq. NCBI's taxonomy places the organism in Eukaryota, Viridiplantae, Streptophyta, Magnoliopsida, Poales, Poaceae.
CCAUGUGUGACAAGAGUAAGCUAGAAUUAAUCCAUCCACAACACAAACACUGACAUCGACGACUCAUGUUUGAGAAAAUUAGAGGAGACGUUGCAUGUGAUAACCGGGGCACACGAAGUGUAGCAAUCCCUCUUUGCCUCCUUUGCUAGAUAUCUGAAAACCACAUUUUGUGCUUCCUUGUGGAAAUGAUUACAGGUUUAGGCCACGGGUACUGAUCGACGUCUCCCGUAUCGACAUGGCCACAAACAUUCUGGGCUUCAGCAUUUCCAUGCCUAUCAUGAUCGCUCCUUCAGCCAUGCAGAAAAUGGCUCAUCCUGAUGGAGAGCUUGCCACGGCAAGAGCUGCAGCUUCCGCAGGAACAAUAAUGGUUUGAAAGAUCACACUGCCUGUGGUACCUCAAGUCAUGACCCAAACACUAAUCCAUUGUGCUGAUCUUAUGGUUUUUCCAGACAUUGUCCUCAUGGUCUACUUCCAGCGUUGAAGAGGUCAACUCAGUUGGGCCGGGCAUACGUUUCUUCCAGCUCUAUGUCUACAAGGACAGGAAUAUCGUACGGCAACUCGUGAAAAGGGCUGAGAUGGCUGGCUUCAAGGCCAUUGCACUCACGGUAGACACUCCAAUACUUGGCCGCAGGGAAGCUGACAUUAAGAACAGGUUCGCCUUACCUCCACAUCUGGUGUUGAAAAACUUCCAAGCGCUGGAUCUUGGCACGAUGGACAAGACAAAUGAUUCCGGCCUUGCUUCCUACGUUGCUGGUCAAGUUGACCGCACCCUUUCCUGGAAGGACGUCAAGUGGCUGCAGACAAUUACCUCGUUGCCGAUCCUAGUCAAAGGGAUCGUGACUGCAGAAGACACUAGGCUUGCGAUCGAAUAUGGCGCUGCUGGGAUCAUCGUGUCCAACCACGGCGCGCGCCAGCUAGAUUAUGUUCCUGCGACUAUCAGCUGCCUGGAAGAGGUCGUCAGGGAAGCGAAAGGCCGGCUACCGGUGUUCCUCGACGGCGGCGUCCGCCGUGGCACGGACGUCUUCAAGGCCCUGGCGUUGGGAGCUUCAGGAGUGUUCAUCGGCCGGCCCGUGCUGUUCUCGCUGGCGGUGGACGGCGAGGCCGGCGUGCGGAAGGUGCUGCAGAUGCUGAGGGACGAGCUGGAGCUCACCAUGGCGCUCAGCGGCUGCACGUCGCUGAGGGAGAUAACCCGCGCACACGUCAUCACCGACAGCGACCGGAUCGGCCGCUCGCGGCUGUAGAAUCAUUGUGCAGUUCACCUCAGGAAUGAUGUUGGUCUCGACUGAACUGUCCUGAUUCGGGAUCUAUUUGUAGCUCUUGUGCUCUCAUUUUACGUUAGGCAAAUAAGGAAGCUGCGUGCGUAUGUGUGACUGCUGCUGACGUUUGUUUGCGCCGCUGUCGUGGUUGCCUGGUUGGCACUUGGCAGUGUUGAUUGGCGUUAGUGGUUGGUUUGGGUGAAAGGAGUUUAUGA